AUGGUCUCGCGUUUUAUCCGAACAGGACUGAGCCGCUUCAUGCUUCGGCGCCUCCGCGGACCCAGUGAAGGGACAAACCGUCUCUGCACAGACCCUCUCGAGACCGACGACGGCUUCGUCUGCGCCUCCUCAGCAAACGCGGGCUCCUUCGAUGAGCGUGCAAGCGGUGUCCACAGCGUUCCUCCGGGACCGUGCCACGUGGCCGGCCGUGCUGGUCCUGUGUCCUCCAGAGCCGACACGGGCCUGCCUCACGUCUCAAAGAACCUGGCAGAGGAUGACGAACACCUGAAAGCUGUAGGCUUCGUAUUGAGCAAGGAAGUUGCUAAAGCGCUGAAGGAAUGGGAACCGGGACAUUCAAGACCAUUGGCUGCUCGCUUUGUGGUGAACCAGGCAGCAAUCACGGCUCUUUGGUAUUCUGUGCCAACAGGGGAUAAUGAUGGACAAAACAAAGCUGCUUGUACAAAACUUUUCAGUGCCCUAGCAAUAUGCCGAUACCCUUUGGGGAUGCACGAAGGGACCAUCCGAGAUGAAGACAUUACGGCCUCCAGUCAGUGGUAUGACUCCACCGGACCCCAGUACGCACGGUUGCAGAGGGAAGAGGGGGAUGGAGCGUGGUGCCCAGCGGGCCUGUUGCAGCCGGAAGACGUGCAGUUCCUCCAGAUCGACCUGCACAAGCUCUUCUUCAUCACGCUGAUCGGGACGCAGGGCCGGCACGCCCGCGCCACAGGCAAAGAGUUCGCCCGGGCCUACCGCAUCGAUUACAGCCGCAACGGGGAGCGCUGGAUCUCCUGGAAGGAUCGGCAGGGGGGGCAGGUGAUUCAAGGCAACACCGACACGUACGAUGUGGUCCUGAAAGACCUUCGGCCCCCAAUCAUUGCCCGCUAUAUCCGGGUGAUCCCCGUGACGGAGCUGCCCAUGACGGUCUGCAUGAGGGUGGAGCUCUAUGGCUGCCUCUGGUUUGACGGUUUGGCGUCCUACAGCAUCCCUGAAGGAGGGACCAUCGCAGCCCCUGGCUCGCCGAUCGUUUACCUGAAUGAUUCCACCUACGAUGGCUUCCAGGAGCGCAGGCACCUGUACGGAGGCCUGGGCCAGCUCACCGACGGGGUGCUGGGCCUGGACGAUUUCACCCAGAGCCACCAGUACCGGGUGUGGCCAGGGUACGACUAUAUCGGCUGGAAGAACGAGAGCUUCAGCGCAGGUUUCGUGGAAAUGGAGUUUCAGUUUGACCGGCAGAGGAACUUCACCUCCAUGAAAUCUUCCACAAGGCUGAUUGCCGAGUGGGAGCCCGACCCGGUGGGCGUCUCCACCAUCUUGGAUGACAAAAACCCCAGCGCCAGGUUCGUGACCAUCCCCCUGAACCAGCGGGUGGGCAAGGCCGUCCUUUGUCGUUUCCACUUUGCCGACACCUGGCUGAUGAUCAGUGAGAUUUCCUUCCAGUCCGAGACCACGUCUGUCCUAACCAGCACCUGGGUGGGGGAGAAAGCCGACGACUCCAGCACCUCCGUCCUGGUGGGCUGCCUCGUGGCAAUCAUCCUCCUGCUCCUGGCAUUCAUCGUCGUCAUUCUGUGGAAGCAGUAUGUCCACAAGAGGCUGGCGAAGAGAUCCUGCAGCGGUGACUACGCGGAGCCCGACCUCACCAAGUCCACCCCCCACCAGGGCUUCCAGAACAACGUGCCCCACUACGCGGAGACCGACAUCGUCAGCCUGCAGGGCGUGACGGGCAAUAACAUGUACGCCGUGCCGGCCCUCACCGUCGAUUCGCUCACCAAGAAGGACAUCUCCGUGGGCGAGUUCCCCUGGCAGCAGCUGCGGCUCAAGGAGAAGCUGGGGGAAGGGCAGUUCGGAGAGGUGCACCUGUGCGAGGCAGAUGGGCUGUUGGAAUUUUUGGGACUCUCCUCUCUGGAGCUCCCCACCCAGCCGGUGCUCGUGGCAGUGAAAAUGCUCAGAUCCAACGUCAACAAAACAGCCAGAAACGAUUUCCUAAAGGAGAUCAAGAUCAUGUCCCGGCUGAAGGACCCGAAUAUCAUCCGCCUGCUGGGGGUGUGUGUGCGGGACGACCCUCUGUGCAUGAUAACCGAGUACAUGGAGAACGGAGACCUCAACCAGUUCCUGUCCCAGCGGGAGAUCUGCAGUAGCUUCGCCUUGUCAAACAACAUUCCCUGCGUCAGCUACUCCAACCUGCUCUUCAUGGCCACCCAGAUCGCCUCCGGCAUGAAGUAUUUAGCCUCCCUCAACUUUGUGCACCGAGACCUGGCCACCCGCAACUGCCUGGUUGGGAACAGCUACACCAUCAAGAUUGCGGAUUUUGGGAUGAGCAGGAAUCUGUACAGUGGGGAUUAUUACCGGAUCCAGGGCCGGGCGGUGCUGCCGAUACGCUGGAUGGCCUGGGAGAGCAUCCUCCUGGGGAAGUUCACCACGGCCAGCGACGUCUGGGCCUUCGGGGUCACGCUCUGGGAGAUGUUCACGCUGUGCAAGGAGCAGCCCUACAGCCUCCUCUCGGACGAGCAGGUCAUCGAGAACACCGGGGAGUUCUUCCGGAGCCAGGGCAGGCAGAUCUAUCUGUCCCAAACCCCUCUGUGUCCAAACGCUGUGUUUGACCUGAUGUUAAAGUGUUGGAGCCGAGAUAUAAAGGAUCGUCCCACUUUUGAUAUGAUUCACCACUUUUUGGUCGAACAAAUGGAUGGUACUGUUUGA
Molecule: messenger RNA, 2694 nt
Organism: Pelodiscus sinensis (Chinese soft-shelled turtle)
Lineage: Eukaryota; Metazoa; Chordata; Testudines; Trionychidae
Source: RefSeq, a predicted model, not a curated record